AUGAUCAAGAAGAAGACAAGUGCUAGCAGUAAAAAUCUGAGCGAGAUGGCUACUGCUGCUGUUCAGAGUAAUCAGUCUUCUUCAUCGUCAUCUUCAUCAUCAAAUGCAGCAAAUUUAGUACCACCAAGUAGUAGUAGUGGUUUGAAGCACAAGUAUCAUUUUAAAUUUGUGGUUAGUGCUUUGGAAAUCUUACCCGAAAAACCAACAACAUCAAAUAUUAAUAACAAUCACAUUUCAUCAAAGGAAGUCAAAAAAACAACAUCUAUUGGUACCUUCUUUAAACAAUUCACUGAAUCACCAAAGAUUCCUAGAACAGCAUUAUUGGAAUGGAAACGAAAUUCAAGAAAGAGAGGAAAACUUCCUGUUUGUAGAUUUCAAAAAUCCAUUGAUCAAAACAAACCAGACCACUUCAUCUUUUAUACAAGGGAUGAAAAGGCUUUCGAAUUCAAUACAAGAUUGACAACAACCACUUCUACUUCCUACGGUUACAAGGAUAAAUUUUUGAGAAUGUCUCUUGAGCAAUUGCAGGAUGAAGCAUUUACUGCUUCCCCAGCUUCUAAACUGCUCACAUCAAAGAAGAGAAUUUGUGAGGAGGAAAUUAAUUUGGCAGAAGCUGUAUCAAUGAAUGCAAUGGAAAGAAGUCUUGUUUUAAUGGAAAUUACACAAAAUGGCCUUUCUCAAAUCGAGUCAACAAUUGCUGCUAAAAAGCUAAAAAAGAAAACAGGAAUCUUUCCGAUUAAGUUAGGAGGAGAUGACCAAGACCAGGAAAUUGUGGCCUAUCUCGUUUUGAGAUAUACUAUCAGUUGUUCAACAAACGACACCCAACCUAACCUAUCAACAAGUAUGGUAUCUAAUGACAUCACUGAUGAUACUGAAGUGAGUAUGACAGAACCAGAAGUUUCCGAUGAUGAAGAGGAUGAAGAACCAUUCAAAAGUCCUAGAAUUCUAGGAACAACUCCUCGUUCAGAGUACAAGGAUAAUGUAAAUACACCUUUCGGAUCACCAAGCCAACAAGAAAUUUUCCAAAAGCCAGUGGUGAAUGAAGUUGAAAACAAUUCACUUCAAAAAACACAAAAUCAAUCAAGUAACAAUUUGGAAUCAAUUACUCAAACAAAUGGUAGCACUGAAAAGAAAAUUGAAACGGAACAACCAAGUAUCAUUGUAGAAUCAAACACGAAUAAUACUAUUGUGGAAAAUGUCCAAGAAUCAACAGUUAGUUCCGAAAAGAUUGAAAACCCACUUGCAAAGACUGAAGAUGAGGGAUCUAACUUUUUCCUUCUCGAUGAAGAGGAAGAGCAGGAGGAACCAAAGCAACUGGAACAAUCUCCAGUUAUGAUAAUGGAAAUGCCAACAAUGACAACAACAGAGGAACAAAAAAUCGACCCUUCUCAACCACCAUCACAAGAGCCUCAACAAGAACCAGAAGAAAUUGAGGUUGUAGAACAAGUACCUGAAUCAACUAGUCUUCCUAUUGAAGAGAAUGUCACAGAGACUGUCACACCUCAACAAGAAGAACCAGAAAAACCACAAAUCACCCCUUCCCAAGUUGAAGUUGAGUCACCAAAGAAAGAUAGUAUGAUUGUAGUGCAGAAGGAACCUGAAGAAUCUCAAUCAUUCUUAGAUUUGAGUGAUGAAGAAGAAGAAGAAGAAACCAAACCUGAACAAAUUAACGAGCCAAUUAGUGUAAAUACAACUCAAUCAAUCAGUUCAACAGUAGAGGAAGAGCCUUUGAAGGAAGAACCAGGACUUGAUGAAAAACCUCUCACUAUUGAGACAUCAGAAAAGCAAAGUGAAGAAGAGUCUGAUUUUGAUAUCAUUCUUUCUCCAUACGAAGAGUCAAAUUCUACUAACGAUGCUAACCUGGCCACUAAUGUAGUACAUAAACCAGAAGAGCAAAAACCAGUCGAAGAAACUCAACCUAUUGCAGAUAUCAAAACUUCUGAUAUUGUCAAUAAGGACUCGACAGAAAAGUUGCUCACCCCUGAAGAUCAUCAUGAUCAUUCCUAUUCUAGCGAUGAAGAUAUGUUUACUCCUGUAUAUAGUUCCAACAAUAUUUACGAAUCAAAAAUUCCAGAUGUUGAAGAGCCAACAAUCCCAAAACCUAACAAUCUUCACACCAAGAUAAUUGAAAGUGUUCUAAAUGAAAACAAGGCAAACGAAGAGACUGAAUCACUUACAUCUUCAGAAUACAAUGAGAUACAAAGAGACUAUAGCGAAGCACUUAUAGUACUUGAUUUACAAAAGCAAAAAAUUAUUGAGCUGGAAAACUAUUCAAAUUCAUUCCAUCCAUUGGUUGUUUCAUUGAUUUGGGGUUUAAUUUGCUCCUUGUUGUACUCUGUUUCACAAGUAGAGGUUUCAGCCAUUAGACCAAUUUUGGUUGCUACAUUCUACACUAUAGUAGUAUACUUUGGUGUACAAUUAACUCGUGCCAUGAAGUUCUAUAGCUAUGGAACUCAUUUGACUAAUUACCUUAAGGAAAUAAGAUUUUUGAAAAAAUUAGAAUCCAUGCCAAAGAAGGAUAUUGGAACACUUGGCAACUAUCUCAAGAAAUACAUUACUAGCGAAGACUUUAGAUUUUUGGAUGAUAUUUUCAGAUCAGCAUCUUGGGGAGCCCUCUUUGCUCUAGUAGCUCUCAUCUUGAAAGCUCUAUUCAGUUCGGGUGACGAACAACCAAAUCUUGGAGAUGAUAAUGCUAUUUACAGAUUUUUCGUUAGUGGAAUUCUUUACAAGUGUUUGUACAGAUCUGUAACAGAGGAAUUAUUUGAAAGGUUAUUCUGUUUGCUGCUUUCUGUUUUUAUCUUUAAUGAAUUCAAUUUGACCAUCAAGAUCAAGUACAUUAUUGACAAGUAUACAAAUCCAAAGCAUUCAGAUCAGUUCAGAAACUUGGCCGAUUUUGAAAAACAACAACCAAAGCCAAUCAAAUCUGGUAAGGCUGUCCUAUCCCUACCUCAUUAUUCAAGUGUUAUUCUUGCCACCAUUAUUUCUACAAUAUUUUCUAUUGGACAACCGGCACGUCACACAUACACAACAGAUAGCUUUAUUUUUGACAAGUUAUUAGGAUCUUUUGUUUAUUCUUACAUGUUUGUUGUACAAGAGAAGGUUGAAUUGUGUAUGGUUGCCCACUUUACCAAGAAUUUGAUUGAUGUAAUUUUCAGUUAUUAUUAAAUAUCUUUUUAAUUG
Naegleria gruberi is the source of this 3180-nucleotide messenger RNA. RefSeq lists its product as uncharacterized. The record is from RefSeq and is a predicted model, not a curated record. The coding region runs from base 1 to 3165 and encodes 1054 amino acids. Lineage: Eukaryota; Heterolobosea; Eutetramitea; Acrasida; Naegleriidae. The transcript has 2 exons.